Blepharisma stoltei is the source of this 2150-nucleotide messenger RNA. NCBI's taxonomy places the organism in Eukaryota, Ciliophora, Heterotrichea, Heterotrichida, Blepharismidae. The record is from the annotation of a GenBank genome assembly.
AUGGAUCCAUUUACAACACAUUCCAGGCGAGGUUCGGAGUGUACUAACUGUCAUUAUGAAUUUACAUUCUUUACUCUAGCCUUUAUUCUCUAUCGAACUGAUCUUUAUCGUUUGAUAAAGAUAGGAUAAAAAAGUUAAAAAACAAUAAAAUAAAUUAAUUUGAAAAUAUUUUUAUAUAAAAAUUUUCUCCAUGUAAAUUAUUUUAGCGAUAGCCACAAAAGAUAGAGCAUACAAUAUAUUAGCAAAUAUAUGAAAAUCUCAUUUAAAUACCAUAGGAACGAUUAAUUCUAUUAUAUCUAAAUUCAUUAUCAUCAAAGAUAGCUAGUUAGAUAAAGGGAUGGGCUGGGGAAUGGGUUUCAUGCUUGACUAUAUAAAAACCGUCAAGAUUGGUUAAUUUUCCUAAUAAUAAAAAAUUUAAGAUCUGUUGCACGUAUUUCUUACUGUGCAGGGCAUGUGGGAAAUUUCCACACAUACCAAAAAAUAUUCCAUAUGUAAAGCCUGCACUUAUGGAAGACUUCACAUGUGAAAAUUUUUUUGACAUGUGAGGAAAUUUCCUGCAUGCCUUGCACAUUAAAUAAUAUGUCAACAGAUUAUAAAUGGAAUCGCUUAAUCAAUAGUGGGGUUAGUAAAAAGCGAAAAUGCAAAGUUUGCAGUAGAAUAUAAUUAGAAAAAAUUUUUUGUCGGAGGUGUAGUCUUACUGUAAAGCACAAUGUGCUCUGGCCCUUUAAAUCUUAUCAAUUUUGUUCUCCUUGCUAUCAGUGCAGAAGACAAGAAGGCCACCUCUCUUAUAACUGCAGGGUAUCUCCUGAGCCUAAUGGAGAUAUGGAGAGCCAGCUAGUUCGUCUUGAUACAGAUUCACCUUGCCUAGAAGAAUCAGAUGAUGAAAAUCUAGCAGAUUUGAUUUCAUCAAAGCAGUAUAAGCGCCUAAUGAAAAGUAAAAUAAAGCUUUCACUUAAAGACCCUCUAUCAGAGUAUGUAAUUACUUCUCAGAUUGGCGAUGGUGGAUCGGGAUCAGUCUUCAGGGCAACCCAUAAGAAGACUGGCAGGGAAGUGGCUCUGAAAAGGGUAAAAGUGACAGCUAAAGAGCAGAAAAACCAAAUUUUAAAUGAGAUUGGACUGCUUCAAAUUUCUAACUCGCCCCUCUGUUAGCGAACAAAAAAACUUGUUCGCCCAUAAAUUUUUUUUCAAAAUUUAAAAAAAUCCAAUUCACAAAAAUUUGAAAGCAGAUAUUAAUUUAAUUUAUUAAAUUUAUGUUUAAAAACGCAAUUUAUUUAAAAUUAAACAGAAUUAGCUAGAAAUUUUAUUAUAUUAAUUAUCACUUAUAAUAAUUAUUUUUAUAAAAAAUUUUUGCUCGCUCUGGAGGGUUGGUGUUGGGCAAAAAAUAAGGAUUUUUCUAAUGGUUUUGUUUGCUCACAGAGGGGGGGAGUAAGCAUGAAAACAUCAUUGAAUGCUAUAAAGCAUUUGAGCAUAAAAAGUAAUUUCCAAUUAGUGAAAUCUGGGUCGCCUUAGAGUGUAUGAAGUGCAACUUAACUGCUCUAAUAAAAGAAAACUACGGGAAAAUUCCAGAAAAUAUUAUUGCUUAUAUAUGCGGAGAAAUUUUAAAGGGCUUAUCAUGGCUGCAUCAAGAGCAUCGAAUUCAUCGAGAUAUCAAGUCUGAUAAUGUAUUAUUAUCUUCAGACGUAUUUUAUAUUUAGGGCUAUGUGAAGCUGAAUGACUUUGGAUUUAGUGUGCAAUUGACCUCAGAUAACUCAUCAAGAACUACAAUAGUUGGAACUCCUUAUUGGAUGGCUCCAGAAGUAGCCGAGGGAAAGCAUUAUGAUAUGAAAUGUGAUAUAUGGUCUCUUGGCAUUUUAGCCAUUGAGAUUGCUCAAGGUGACCCUCCUUUCAUAAAUGAAUCUCCAAUGAAGGUAAUGAAUUGCUUACCUCAGCUCCCUGAACCACAGCUGGAAGGCCAAAAUAAGUGGAGCUUUUCGUUUACAAACUUUAUAAGUGAGUGUCUUAAAAAGAAUCCUUUUGAAAGAGCGACCGCAUCUAUGCUAAAAAAGCAUACAUUUAUAAGAAACGCGUGCACAAUACAUGAAUUUAAGCAGUUUUUAUUAGAAUGGGAUUGUUUGCGAAGUGAAAUGGCUCAAGAGGCAUGUAAUAAUUAA